GCGCGCUUCAUCAUUCCGGGUGGCGCGCAUCAUCCCAGCCUCGCUUCUACUGUGACUUUAAGAUCCAUUUUUAUAUAAAUAUAUAAAUAGCUUCUUAUUCCGGUGCAUUGUAACAAACUGCAAACAUACGACCAAAAAGUCAAGGUUAAACAAAGGGAUCCACGUCCAGAAAGCCUCUGUUUAUUUCCCGUCAACAUGGUGAAGAUCAGCUUUCAACCCAUCACAGGACAAAAAGACGAGAGAGAUGGAGACAAGACGCAAAUGUUCAUCCCGCAUCCCGCAAACUUACCGCACGUGGAAGAGGAACUGGUCCUGCCUGUGGGACGGAAGCGCUCAUCUCUGAAUGGACUCUGCUGUCUGACAACUGCACUCAUUGUCUUUACCUGUAGUCUGAUAUAUGCUUCAAUAUAUAUCUACCGAUACUACAUCAUUCCUCAGGUUCCAGAUCAAAGUCGCUUCCACUGCCGUGUGGUGUAUGAGGAUCCUGUGUCUGCUCCGCUGCGAGGGUCCCAGGAGCUGGAGGAGAAAGUAGAGAUUUACUUGAAAGAAAAUUACGAGCAAAUCAGUGUCCCCGUGCCUGACUUCAGCAACACAGACCCUGCAGAUAUCAUUCAUGACUUCCACAGGGGCCUGACGGCAUACCAUGACAUCGCCUUAGACAAGUGUUAUGUCAUUGAACUCAACACCACUGUGGUUAUGCCCCCACGUAACCUCUGGGAACUUCUGGUCAACGUCAAGAAAGGGACUUAUCUCCCACAGACGUACAUUGUCCAAGAAGAGAUGGUUGUGACUGGCCGUGUUAAUAACAUGCAUCAGCUUGGCCGGUUUAUUUAUCGUCUGUGUAAUGGUAAAGACACGUACAGGCUCCGUCGUCGCACCUCACGCCGCCGUAUCUCCAAGCGCGAUGCACAGAACUGUCACCAUAUCCGUCACUUUGAGAACACAUUUGUGGUGGAGACGGUCAUUUGUGAGAACCCAUAGGCUGCCUGUCCCUUUGCCCCUCCCAUUCCUGAUGAGAUCACAUUGUUGGUCUGAGUAGCCACUCCCCUUUGAAAAUCACACUCUUGACCUCUGACCCUUCUUGUCUUUAAACCCGCUUUAUUCUUUCAUUUUGUAUUGUCUCUCUGGACGUAAUCUUUAAUCACAUUCAAUGGGAUGUAUCUUAAAUGCUUUUCACAGUAGCAUCUUGAAGUCUUGAUGAUGUGUGUCGUUUUUGCAUCACUAGUGAAAAAAGUAAAACUACAAAAUUACCAACAGAUAGUAUAGCGUACAAAAAUUCACAUCAUUGUUUGAGCUAAAGUUCAAGCAAACAUUUUCGUUUGGUGGUGCGAAAAGGACACACUUUAUCUUCACAAUUAUGAGAAAACAAUGGGCAUUAAGCUCAGUGUGUGUGUGUGUGUGUGCGUGUGUGUGUGUGUGUGUGUGUGUGUGUGUGUGUGUGUGUGUGUGUGUGUGUGUGUGUGUGUGUGUGUGCGUGCGUGUGCGUGUGCGUGUGCGUGUGUGUGUGUGUGUGUGUUUACACGCAUGCCUGCAUGCUCAUACAGUAUAUGUGUGACUAGUUGCUUGUGCUCCAUCAAUUGCCUCUUUGCUCUCAUAUACAGUAUAUUCGUGUUGGAUCUCAUGAAUAGGGAUGCACCUAAAUUUCAGCCAUCAGACGUGCUUCUGUGCUCAACUAGUAAUGCUAGCAACGCAAGGGUCAUGCGUUUAAUGCUCAGAGAAUGCAUAGACUAAAAAAUACACACUGUUUUGGCUGAAUGCUUAUAAUUUAAAUGAAAAAAAACUGUGCUAAAAAACAUUUUCAAACAUUAUAACAGAUUCUUUAACCCAGGAAAAGCAGUGUGAAUUUCAAAAGGCUCAUUUGAAUCUAAUGCAUUUCAUGAAAAAAUCUCUGAAUUUGUCUUCAUUUACAUUUUUUAAAAUAUUUUAACUUGGAAGUCUAUAUAUGAGUGAUUUUGAAGGUUAUCAUAUAUUUUAGUUGUAUUAAUGUUUUAGUUAUUCCCAACAGAGGCUCUUUUUAAAACGGCAUUCUGGCCCAACAUGUCCAGAAUUGUUUUAUUUUGGUGCAUCUCUGCUCAUGGAUAUUAUAAGUGAUCCUAAUGGCAGUUAAAGCGUCUGGUUAAAAAUAACAUUCGUGGUUACAUAUUUCUUUGCUUGCUUUCACAUCUUUGUAUCCAGUGCUUUGUCUAUAAUGUAACUGUAUUGCUCUACACCCACUUCCUGUGGCACUUUCUCAGCAUGCUUUUUAAGAGAGCAAACGCUUUUUUGAGGAUUGUCAUAUGAACGAAGCCUUAGGCCAGACUCAUGCCCUGGACUAAAGUACACUCAAAAGCAUUUUGUUUAUGUGUGUGUAUAUAUCAAAGUUAACAAAUCCUGUUCAGUUAAGUAAAGCAAACAUGUAAAUAAACCAAUAAGUCUGUCACAAAUGUCGUUUUAGUGGAUUCUCUUGUGAAAUGUCAACAGAUUAACAUCAGCAUUUUCACAAACAUGAGAAUCAGGGAUAUGUGAAUAUGAAUAUUUACAAUGAAAAUUGUAAAAAGCGCUAUAUAAAUAAAGU
Molecule: messenger RNA, 2554 nt
Organism: Triplophysa rosa
Lineage: Eukaryota; Metazoa; Chordata; Actinopteri; Cypriniformes; Nemacheilidae
Gene: itm2ca
Product: integral membrane protein 2Ca
Exons: 6
Coding region: 196-981 (261 amino acids)
Biological process (GO): negative regulation of amyloid precursor protein biosynthetic process
Cellular component (GO): Golgi apparatus; extracellular exosome; plasma membrane
Molecular function (GO): amyloid-beta binding
Source: RefSeq, a predicted model, not a curated record